UGAAUCACACGAAGACAAAACAGAGGGGACUAUCUUAUUCAUGGUGGCCAUUAUUGGUGGAUUCGGGAAUUUGUGUACCGUUGGUGCGAUCAUGUCCGUGAAAAAGUUCAGGAAAACAUCAUCAGCUUUUUUGUGUCAUCACUGUUUCUUGGAUUUUCUUAAAGCUCUGUAUUGCAUUCCGUUCGGAUACAGUCUGUUGAUGGACGCGCGGAUACCAGCGUGUCAUGUGGUAGGAGCUUCGUAUAUAUUUUUAAUGACAGUGUCCGCGUAUAAUUUAUUAGCAGUGUUGAUGAACGAAGAAUAUCACAUCAUGGAUAAAUCAAAUAAAAUCAAGGGAAAUUACUGCUGUGUUUUAUUUGGAAUUUUUAUGAUUUGGUUUACGACAAUACUUCUACAUCUUGGAGUCGCCUUUAUACCCGGAAGUACAGAGUUUAAUCACGCCAUCGGAAAUUGUAUAUUUUGUUACGGAGUGCCAAGUAAUUAUGUUAUUCAUGUGCUCUGGGUGCUUUUGGUCACUGCAGCAGUUUUCUUGUCUUUAAUGACUUUUACAACCUUUUAUCGUAAAUUAAGAUGUGAGUCAAAGGUUCAACAAUGGAAGUUGAUUCAUAAAUCAAUGUCUCGGGAAAUGAAUGAUGAUUCGGAAGAGGAGGAACUCCAUUUUGAAUUUGACGAUGUGUCGGGAACGAAGGCUAUUCAACAUGCUCGGAUCUAUUUACGGCGGAUAACGAUCAUGGUUUUAAUGGUCGGAUCAUUUGUGAUUUUCUGGUAUCCAUUAUUUAUUUUUACAUUAGUCGACAUCCAUUACAAACAACCUCCACGAAUCUAUCGAUAUCUAACUGUUCUCGCCUGGUCGCAACCAAUCACAACACCUCUAUUCUGUGGCAUCAUUUAUUACGAUGUUCUAAAUCGGCAAACAUUAGUUCGUGAAGUGUACAGUAACGCCAUUCCUCUCAAACCUUCGCGGUCCAAAGAAACGAUACGUAACAAAAUACAGAAGAAGUAUAAGGCAUACGAAACCGGAUUUAUCAACGAACAUUACCAGAGCCAAAGGACAGAAACUUUAACGAACUGUUUAUCAGAAAUUAACGAUGCUAGCGGUUGUGAUUGUGAAACUUUAGUAACUUAUGAUAAUUCCCUUCGACGUCCAGGGAAACAUCAGACUUUAAUACUAUAAUAUAUAUCCUUCAAUGAUAACUUUCUUAAAUUGUUAAACAAUGUUUUAAAAUAUCAAAGAUGCAUUAUGUAAGAUUUAGAUAAAGAGCUGGCUGUCUUGCUAUAAUAGCUCAAAAAUAGAUCAUGUAAAAUAAAAAUAUUGAAAAUUUCAUUCAAAUUACUUCAUUCUGAGCCAUGUUAUCACUGUUUGUUGUUUUGACAAGAUGUGAGCAUUGUGGUAACCAGGGCACUGGUAUAUUCGAGACACAUCCUCACUUUCCCAUUUUUAAAUUAAAUUUUUAAAUGGCGAACCGUUCUAAUCUAGUUAA
This is a messenger RNA of Patella vulgata (common limpet), 1481 nucleotides long. RefSeq lists its product as uncharacterized. The transcript has a single exon. Gene Ontology annotation, cellular component: membrane. Gene Ontology annotation, molecular function: G protein-coupled receptor activity. Gene Ontology annotation, biological process: G protein-coupled receptor signaling pathway. The coding region runs from base 41 to 1174 and encodes 377 amino acids. The record is from RefSeq and is a predicted model, not a curated record. NCBI's taxonomy places the organism in Eukaryota, Metazoa, Mollusca, Gastropoda, Patellidae.